Cladocopium goreaui is the source of this 12580-nucleotide messenger RNA. Lineage: Eukaryota; Dinophyceae; Suessiales; Symbiodiniaceae. The record is from the annotation of a GenBank genome assembly.
CAAGUGCAACAUUUAGGACCCUAGCUGCUAGCUAGUCCGCUACCUCUAGCCUAAAUCCUGCAGCUGAGGAGGUGCCAUGGCGUCUUCAAGAAGCCUUCGUGCAAUUUGCGCCACUUGCAUUGCUGUAGGGACUUUGCACAUGCUUUCAAUGGCGUUCAGUACCACCAGGACGAGGAUCACGCGUCGUGCUGAGUAUCAAUCUGGCAAAGUGAACGUUGGUGCAGAGGUUUCAGACAUGGAGGCACCGCCACCGCCGCCACCCGUUUUGGAAUGUGACGAAGGCUGCAUGACGGCGAUUUUUGAUUGUCUCGACGAAGGCUGCUCAGUGGACGCGCUGUUGAAGCUCGACCAGAAACUUGCAGAGGAUGAGAAGAAAAUCGUCAGCACAGUGAAAGAGAUUGAGACAGUGCAGAAAACCGUUGCCUGUCUGAAGAUGGCGGGUAAAGAUGGGGUCGUUUACCUCCUAGCGUCAGCCACGGCAAAUGGAUGGAACUUGUUGCAGCUUGGACUGCUGACUAGUCUACCAACUCCUCCGACGAUCUUAGAAACCGAACAGAAGCAGGCCCAAGGGACCGAGGCGGGCCAUCCCGCCCGGACCCUGGGCUUGGAAGCAACAGAACUUGGGACUGGUGGAGUGUCGCCUGGGAUGGGCCCUCUGGCGAUACUGCCAAGGGACAGGCACUUGGAGCGAUGUGACACGCUUGCAGGGGCAGAGGCCUUUCAUACCCGUCUGGAAAGGGCCGGGUACAGGAACACCAUGGUCCGCCUUGUACAUCCAGCGCGAGGACCGGGAGGUCAACCUGCAGGAACUAGCAGGAAGGGGCCCCUGGGGACGGUGCGCGGUGAUCACAAGCUUUUGCGGGAUACUUUGGUGCCGCUGUUUCGGCCGCAGCAUGGCGAGAUGCGGCCGAGCUUGGUGCUGGUGUCUGUGGUGCCGGUGUUGCCGUACGAGGCGGAACUAGGCCCCGCGGGGCUGCACUGUCAAGCGGACCAGGUCGCUCUAGACAACUACGGCAAGGUAGUUCCUCUUGCUGCUGGACCAUGCAGAGACGUGGCCCGAGGUUGUCCCGUUGUGCUUCUACAAGCUGACCGAUCCAACAGCUGUCUUGAUGGAUUACCAACCACUGAAGGCGGCGAUCCCUGCUUUCAUGCCUGUGAGUACCACAGGUCCAUGUACCAGGGCUCGCUUCUGGGUCGAGCAUGUGCGGUGCAGGGGUGCCUGCAUCCAGUCACAGGGACCAGGAAGGGGGUCAACUUUUGCAAGUUGCACGGAGCCACAGAGGAGAAGCCCCGGGCCAAAGCCGCGCCUAGGGCACGCGAAGCUUCACCGCCCCGGGUAGAUACCGACCAAAGGUCAGAGACCGCGCGUCAACCAGAGAGACCAGGAGUCAACGCGAUGCAGGGUGCGGUGGCUGACAAGGCAGACCUAGCCGAGCUCCUGGUCGAGCUGCUCCAGGGCAAAGAGGCAGAGGAAGCGUAUCAGGUCCUCUCUGCCAGGAACCCGGGGGACGUCAAGUGGAAGCAUCCUGGGUUCCAGGACUCGCUGACUUCCCUGGCGAAGGCCUAUGUGCAACAACACAAAGACUUGGAAACGCGGGAAUCACCCGCCUGGAGAGCACUCAACCGCCUUGCGCAUCCCCCUGCCGUCUGUCAAGAACCAGAAUAUGACCCCGUAACUCGGAUGCUGGAAGCCACGUUGGAGAGGCCUACAGAAGAAGAGAAAUCCGACACGCCAGCCCCACGGCUGGUAAGGCCGGCCUCGGCUCCUGCGAGCCAUUUCCCGGGUCCUCGCACCUCCGGUGAGCUCGCUGCGAGCUUGUUUCGCCCCAAGAGCGAGAUCGAUUCUGUCCUGCCGCGCCCGAGGCUUGUUUCGAGCCCGGGAGCGGUUGGAACUUUCCCAGGAACGCCCGGUCCAGCAGGUUCCGUAGGGAUGCAGGGUUUACACGCCUUCCGACCCUUUCAUGCUGGAGCCUACACUGAUCCGGGACCUCCGGCCCUCGAUGAAACUUCAAAAGUUCUGCAGACAAUCGCAAAAGUUAUGGCGGCGAAGGAAGACCCAGCUGCCCAAGAUCGAGGGAAGCUGUCCUCGAUCGGCAGAACAGAGGAGAGGAUGCUGUACCUGGCUAGAGGGUGCGACACGCUGACGGUGCACCUUGGGGAAGCCACGGUCGGAAAGGAGCUGUACCACGCCCUAAAGUCUGUAGCGACGCAGAACCGGCCCUUGUUGAGAGAAAUCAGCUUCCCGGUCAACAUUACCAACCGCAUCGCCUUUGGGGCCGCUUCCCUCAGUUUCGGGGGCAAAGGUAAUCCGCCUGACUAUUGCCUCACUGUGGCCGAUUUUGCCCAGACCUCGGAGGAGGAGUUUGACUUGUUUAGCCCGCCUGGGGAUAACAAGCUGGAAAAACGGGCGCGGAACCCUACUACUCUGUCCAAUUGGUACCGAAAUGCUCUACGCCAAGCUUGGGCCAUGGCAUGUAUCCUGGGGGCAGAGUACUAUGGCAGUUGGGAGAAGGCUGCGGCACAACUCCUUAAGUUUGGGGAAGAAUAUGCCCAUGCGUGGCCGUUGCACUCGGUCAUGAGUGUGUGGGAGGAGCUCUGGGCUCGCUUCACGGAAGAGUUAAGAGCGCUCGAUCGAAGAGCCAGGCGGGAAAUGCAAGACGAGAGCCCUAGCUUUGACCGUCUUCGGUUUUUCGCCACCUCCCCCGGGGACAAUGGCGAACCCUGGCUCCGGCUGCCUCAAACUUUCGACCUUCAGGCACCAGGAGAGUACUUCCAAACGGAUAUUGUUCCUCGCCAACAGCGCAUGUUGGAUCGUGCUUGCUGGUCAAUGGCCCUUAAGAGACCGUCCCCACUCACUGGCGGACGAGCUGGAGCUGAAGAUAUCGGCGGACCAGACAAAGCGCAACCGGCUGCUCCCAACCCUAGGAACUCACGGGCUGGAAGCAAAGGGAGUGCCCCUGGCGCUGGCACCGCCGUCAAGGAACCCGCCCCCCUCCUGGGAAAUGCUUUGACCAGCAAGGAGGCGGGCCGCUCCAUGGAUCACCGCCCGAAAGACAAAGACGGGAAGUACCUGUGUUGGGAUCACUUUUCCCACCGCAAAUGCAACAAGGGAAAAGAUUGCCCGCAUUCGCACCAUGGCAACGCGCCACGCUGGGAUACUCUCGAUUGGAGCGUGCAGAUGCAACUCUUGCGACGAGGCGGGCAUCCCGCCCGUCCGAAACUCAGAGGAGACCAGGUGGACGCUGCCAUCGAAUCCAUCCGAAAGGAGCAAGCCCAGAAGCUAGAGUCCAACAUUCAGGAUGCCUCGACCCAAUACCGGGAAGACACCCGAGCUGGCUGGACCCCAGCGCCAGCGGCGCUAGCCAAUUUCGCCGCCACUGAUAUGGAAGACCCCCUUGCUCGACUUAUGACAGGAGAAGCUGCUGCAAGUUGGACUCUCGACCACGCGCCCCCCGCUGUGCGCACGGUCACUUACCGGGAGCCACCAGACUCUGCCACGAUCCAAGCCAAGCGUCACUGCAUGGACGAGAUUGACAGCUGCGGCCUUCUCCCAGAUCUACCCCAGCACCUGGGCAUCUAUCUGCGCAACCGGCUGACAGCCGUCAAUGACCGGGCUCCAAACGCUCACGAUGUUCAAGAAUUCCUUGAGGACGCUAUUCGAGAAGGCAGUGCAGAACUUGCUUCAGAAGCUACUGACUAUCUCCAUAAUCACCCUGACACGCAUGUUGGGUCGCGAGAGGGACGCGGAGCAUUGGGGCAAUUCUCAGCACACGGCUUCGACGGGUACUCUUGGGCGACCUUUCGCUGGAGAGACGGUGACCAUGCGGUCUAUGACUACGGCGACCAGCUCGCACCCGUGCAUCCUGAGCUGCAACCUCUGGAAUGCCCCAAACCAGAGACGGAGCCCCGACAGUGCUUCUACCUGCAUGUGGCCGCUGGCCUUCUGGCCCAUACCAUGAAUCGUGUGCCUGCUCUCUCCGAGGUCCGCCUCAAAGCGGCAGCCUUACAGGAGGAAACUUUCCGCCUGGCGAUGGCUUGCGCGGACAACUUGGGCCCGGAACCUGACGUUUGCACUCAAGCUGAAGACGACUUGCGCAUCUUCGUGCACGACGCCCUCUUCUUCGGCCACGACAAGGAUUACCGGUGCCUGGCGGCCUUUCCCUUGGCAGAGGCCGCGGACGUCUCGUUUUGUCUUGUCCGCAUGGACGCUUGGAACCGCCCCUCUUGCGAAGUCAUUCAGGGGGCCCACAGUCGUUCCGACCCGAAGUCCCUUAUCUGGCUCCUGGUUCACCAGGGCCACAUGCGGUUACUCCUCCCGGAAGUCACGACUUCUAUCCCGGACAACGUGCGGAUUGUCACUGCUGCUGGCUGGGAAGUCCACCUGGAAGCGGCCGCCGAGCACGGGGCGCGUCAUCGCGCCCGUGCCCCGAAACCAUGCCCGCGCUGCCAAGAUGACCCUAUGCACCGUACCGGCGUCACCACCGGGGUGUUCGGCUUGUACCCUUUUCCCGCUGAGCCGGCUGCCUUAGAUUUCCGGGCAGGAGCAUCUUGGUGGGAAGUCGACGAACCCCCCUCCGAACAAUGGGCCCGCGAGGACCUGCAGGAGCUCUUCCCUGGCCAACGACUCCCUGAGCCAGGCCAACCGCUUCAUUUUUUGGGUAUAUACGUUGACGCUCUCGGUUGGGACAACACCCCGGACGCGCCGGUUGGCGCCGCCCUUUUUGUCGGUCCGGCCACUAGCCGCAACUUCUGCGAUGGCCGUGUGCGCUCUCUUCUUCGCGCAGCUCUCACUCUCUUGCGCCCUCGCCACGUGUGGGUCCUCCUGCCCCGCACGGGCCUCGGCCGCGGGCCUGAGUCUUCCACCAGCGCCUUGGGGUCUUCUGCCCACCAGCACCUGCAAUUUACGCUUGAGCUUGGUCAGCAUCAGUUGAACCUGCCCGGGCACUUCACUCUUGUUCACCCUCUGACCAGUCCCGUGUGGAAAGAUCCCGCGGCCAUCCAGCUUCUUUCGCCAUUUCACCGGGUUCGCCUUCCAGCUUCGCCCGUUGACCCCAUGACUGCGGCGCUUUGUGGACCGUCCCCGGCCGCCUACUUGUGCCUGAAAACCACCUCUUCGGCGCUGGCUAUUGCCGUUGGGUCGCCCUCAUCGGAGUUGCCGCAUUCCUCUCCCCUCGCCUCCGUCCUCUUCGACGGCGCUGAGGCGUGUUUCGCGCCCGGCGCCGGCUUGCGACGGGCGGGGGGCGCCCCCUUUGUGGUUCAAGGGGGCUGCACUUCCUCGGGGGGGGGAGGGGCCUCUUCGUUCUCUAACUUGGGCAAAGACUUCCAUGGCUUGAAAGGCCCCCUGGCGCGGCCGCUAGACCCGGCAGUCGAGCAGGCGACAAAGGAAUAUCUGGAUUUCUUCCGAAACCGAGCUUUCUCCGCUGAACAUUUCGCGUCUGCUGCUCAGAAAGGAUCGGCUCUUCUGGCAGCAGCCGGUGGAUGGCAAGAAGCCCUCCGGGCUAUCCGCAGGGUCUGGGUGCAGGAACGAGGCGAUCACAUGUCUGGUCUGCACAGUGACUUCUUUGAGGGGCUGGUUCACCCGGCAGUUUUAGAAAGGGCGAGGCAUGUGGCUAUCUGGGGAGUCGAGGCAUCUGCUGACUUAGAGGAAACUACUCGGACCAAGAGUGCGCCUCACCCGAGCUUGAAGGAACACCUCGACGAAGCUGCUGCGCAACUCUGGGACGACGCCAGCAAAGGCCGUUCCCUGCUCUGCUUCGACACCGGCAAGGGCUUGGAAGGGGUUGUGUCAGUCCCAAUGGCCAGGGUCCCCAAGAUGAAUCCAGACCGCACGGUCUCCGAUAAGGGUAGGGUCAUCUGGGACGCCACGCCGGUGAACAGGUACUGUCACAAGUCCCGGCACCCGCCUGCGCUCCAACCACGACACCAGGAGGUCGCCAGAGCAAUACUGUGGUGGAAGCUUCGGUACCCUAGGAUCCGAAUCCUGUUCAGCAAAAAGGACGUAUCCGAAGCCUUCAAGUGGAUCCCGGUUCGGCUAGAGGACUCCAAGCUUUUCGCUGCAGAUCUUCCAGCUGAAUACAGCAAUACUCAGGAAGGCAUCACCAUAGUCUAUGGGUUUUUGACUUUUGGCUGGUGCGGUGCGCCCGGAGAGUACAUGCACUAUGCUUGGGUCAUUAAACUGGCUCACGAAGCCUUCGCGCCCGAAAACUCCAGGUGGGAGGAUACAGUCCCAUACCAUUCUUUCGUCCUCAUGGACGACACGGUGCUGAUCGAACCCGAGAUUGGGCUGAGACCGGAAACCUCGGUGGCACUGACGGAGCAUCUGACUCGUGCUGUUCUUGGGGAUGCCAGCAUCAACGAAGGAAAGGAUUGGCUUGAGGGACGGUUGGAAACUCGCAAACUUAUUUGGGGGCUCAUUUACGAUACCCAAACCAACACCCGAAGCCUGCCAAGUGCCAAGCUGGAGAAGGCGUAUCACCUCCUGCACUUGCCUGACUUUGACAGUGGAUGCACUCAUGUCUCGCUGCGCCUCAUCCAAGAAUUGAGAGGCAACCAGCAGUUUUGGUUGGCGGUGCUCCCGGGCCUGAGCCCGUAUUUGGGGUGUACAAAUGACCUCCUUGGCCCUGCGGACCCGCAGGGCCAGGCUCGAGCCAAAGGGGAUGAGAAGCAACAAAGAGAGACUUGGAACCGAUUUUGGGAGGCUAUUGAGCUUCAACGUUUGUUGGUGGACGUCAGCGCCUCUUGGGAGGUACGGUUCACUCACCCGCUCAAUGCGGCCCUCUCGAUUUCGGAACUGCUCUCCUUCCCAGGGAUGCAAUCCCAGGUGGUUUGGGCCUGUGGAGAUGCCACUCCAGAAAGGGUGGCGGCAGUUGACUGGCAUGGAAAGGUAGCAAUUGUCGAGCCCGCGAGCCUCGUUUGGCAACGGAUCCGCUACUUCUGCGGAGGGGAAGAGGGAACUGACGAGGAGCAGUCGGGACCGUACUCCGAGGAUCGAACCGAUCCCGAAGAUGGUCUUCUGAUCUCACUCGCCGAGCUCCUCGCCGUGGUGUCACUCGCCUGCACCCGCUGGACUGCUUGGAGGGGAAAGAUUGUGAUUUACGCGCGGGACAACCAGAACGUUAUCUCCUGGCUUGAGAAAAGGCAGGCUGGGCCCCCUGCGGCAAGGUUCCUGCUGCAGUUGCUCGCAGCCUUGGAAACUGUCGGAGGGUUCAGGCUGCAUGCGAGCUAUGUUCGGACAUACCACAACCAGGUUGCCGACAGCCUCACGCGUGCCGAAGCACAAAGCAUUCUGGAGGAACAUGGGCUCCGUAAGCUCCCGUUCUCGGAGGUGCUCUUGGGGACUCUCGACAAAGGUUGGACUCGAAGGGCCCUCCUUUGGGAUGGAAUGGACCAUGGAGAUAAGGCUGCAGCCCUCCAGUUAGGGCUCCGAAGGCAUCCAGAGGGUCCGAAUAAGCACCCGUUUCCGUUGAAAGAAGGUCUGGUGUGCGCUGAGAUUGGAGAGGCCGGCCCUUAUGAAAUCGAGCUUGUCUCCAAGGGGCUUAUCGUCCAGAGACACACCCUGGAAGAGGCAAGCCACCGAGAAUGUACCCCGGAGCGGUACGUGUGCCUUUUCCACCCAGGCGGCAGAGGCGAAGUGGCUACGGCUGCUCGCUUCGCCGAGCUUGCUGUGAGGUGGGAGCCGGAAGGAGUCUGGGUCGAUUCCAUCACCUCUCAUGGCCCCAGAGCAGCCGAAAGAAUUCUGGAGGAUGCAGGAUGGCAUACCCGUGUCUUCCAAGUCAGCGGCCGCACUCUCCAGGAUCAGUGCUGGUGGAAGCGAUGGAUACUGAUGGCGGUUCCCGCAGAAAAGCGCCUGCCUCCAGCACCCUGUCUUACGCUCGACGCGGAACCCGCUACGCCACCCUUGCACACUUACCCCACUGAAUGGUUGUUGGAAGACAAGAAGGUACCAGACGCCACCUGGAAAACUGGUCGCCUGAAGCUGGACAGCGCUAUGCCGCACCUGGGUCAGGCUACUCCAAAGCCUCGAGGGACUCUGCAAACCCCCGAAGGUAGGCGUCAUGUUUGGGACCCUUUUAAACCGCUCCCCCAAUUACAUCAUGGGUCAUGGGGUAAUGACAAUAAAGAUUCUCUUUUGUUGCUUGGGUACAGUGCUAAUGGCCCCGCGGCGCGCACCAUCACGCCCGGGGAGGCAUUUAGGUUGUUAGGUGGUAGAGCAGAACAACAUCCCAAGGACACCCCCUCCACUGAACUUGCCUUGGAAAGGCUCAUGGGUACCCCCCGCAGCCUGGCUCUGGUAGCGGGCCGUUGGGCGAGCGCUCUGGGGACGGAUCGGGGCGCCAGCGGUAGUUGCUUUGAGCCCGAACAGUCCAGCGCUGCUGAGGCGAAGGCUGAAAGUCGGGAGGCGGACGAAACUCCCGAGGCUUGCUUCGAGCCCGGGAACUCAGAUUCUGAAAGAGUCGGAAUUUGUUCGCUCCCGUGGGAAGAUAAGGCGCGAGCGGCGCUCAUGGCCUGGCUCCAAAGCAGAGGUUGGGAGGUGGAGCGGAGGGCCGGAGGCACCAAGCGCCGUAAGAAAAAGGAAGAGGACUGGAGUACCCAGUUCUCGAAAGCCCUCGCCUCCUGCCUCAGACACGAAGCAGGAAGUGCCGAGUGCCACAUCACGGAGGAUGGAUGGGUCACGAUGGACCACCUGAGAGGGUACCUCCGUGCGAAGCUCCGAUGGCCGGAAAGGUACCUCACUGAGGAGGCGGUUCGGGCCGAAGUGGAAGGCAACUGGAAACAGCGCUUCGUGGUGCGAACAGAUGAGAGCACCGGAAGGAGCUGUGUGGCAGCCUGGUCCGGGCACACCAUACCAGGGGUCGUCGGACCAGGAGUGUUGGUCGAACCCUCCGAAGUCCCUGCCCUGCUUGUGCAUGGCUCAUACCACAAGCACACGGCCAGCAUUGUGCAAAGUGGGCUGUCAGCAAGCCGCAGAAUGGUUCACUUGGUUGACCCGGAACGGGCAUCAAACAAGUGGAGGGCCGACCUGGAGACGAGAGUGCCCGUCGAUACGCGGAAAGCCCAGGAGGCCGGAGUUUCUUUCAGAGUGACGGGUAACGACGUCUGGCUGGCCGAUACCGACAUCCCGCCUGAAGCCUUGGGAAAGGUCGUCGCAUGGACGACUGACGAUUUUUGGUUCGCUUCGGAAAGCACUCGUGCCCGAGCCCGACCCGAGCAGGCGUCGCCAGUGCCCUUCUACAAGACAGGCGCCGCGGGAGCUGCAGGCUCUGGCUCAAGGCUCCCCGCCUGGCCGCCCGGCAGCCUUAAGCAGGAACAGGACCUAAAGGAGGGCCUUGCUCAGACCGCGACCGGUUUGGCGUCGGCUGUUGCCGGGCUCAAGGUGGAAGAGGGAGAAGAGGAGGUCCAGGUGAACCCACGAACCUUGGAACCGACCGUCGUCACGCUCUCCGAAGCAGAUUGGAACUUAUCGGAAGAGAGUGACACGGGCCCGGAAGAGCCCCCAGCACCCGCGACCCGAACAGUGAUGAAAGAAGGCGACCGAGGAUCGGCCGAGGCGGAAAUCAAGCUCAACCCCGGCUUGAUUGAGCGGGAAGAAAGGCAAGAAGUUGCCGAGGCGCGCCUCGCGCCCGGUACCACCUCUGCCGGAUCGAGCUGGAAACCCACGCUGGUGAAGGAGCAUCAGGACCCAGAACACGGCAAAGGGCCUUCCCAGCUGGAACGGGUCAAACCUCCGCCCGCAGAGGAUUCAGAGGAGGACUCGCCCAUCGGGCUCCCCGCAAGGUAUCGGCCGGUUGGUAGAGUAGAGCCCGGGCAACCCCAGGAGGAGCGAAAACUGGUCCCGGCGCAGGGUCUCAAGCUUGGCACGGGAAAGGUCAAACUGCUCCAGGCCCUCGCUGAGGCCGACACUGCCAACUGGGAGAACCUCCAAAGUGCCUUGAAGGAAGCGGAAGGGUCGGGAGGCGAGAAAGCGGCUCUAGUUGAAGACCUGGAACGCCUCACCCAGCAGCGAAAGGAAGCCGCCGAAGGAAUCAAGGAAGCCCUUGAAGCUGAGACGCACAGGGUUCGCCAAUGUGAAGAAGAAGACUCCCGGUAUCUGGAAACUCUGGAUAGCCAGGGCGAGUACAUGAGAAAGCUUGAACGAUUCAACCCAGCUCGACCCUCCAAGACCGCCAAGGUCCUCAGUUCGGACCGUCUCACUUCGGAAAUUGAAGCAGGAGUCAGCGUCUGGGUGGCGCGCCGCCGAGAAAAGGCGCGUUUGCGGGCCCAGGCUCACAGGGAGGGACUUCAGAGAGGCGCCCCUUCGGAAGGAAGCACCAAGCACGAACCAAUCGAAACACCCGAGGGAGCCGAAGAAGCACGACAGCAGGCGGCUCGGAGGGAAAUAGCUGAGUUUCGGGAACAUCUGAGGGAACAAGGAAGGGGGGCGGCGCCCAAAUACCGUAGGGCACCGGACUCCCGCCAAAGAAAAGCCACGAAGAAGAGAAACCGGGCUGCAAAGGAAGCGGAAGCUCGGGCUGUGCCGGAGGGAGCCUUGUCGCCCACGCGCAAUGAUGAUGCGGAGCGUGAUACCAACCACGCGAUCGCACAUUUCCAUGGGCAAGAGAACGACCAUGCUAUGGUCCUCGCUGGGGCUAGGUUGCCCCCAAAUUUAAUUUCCGAGGGGACAGUUCUGCUCGGCCUCGUUCUCCUCACCGGAAUUCUUUUAGGCCUUGCCUGGGGAUCAUGCCGAAACAGCCUUGCCCCCAGUCCCGCAAGGACCGACCCAUUGGCUCUCUCGCCAAGGGACAACCUUCCCAGAGCCCCCCACCGGCAUGAAGUUGCGGCUGGCAGGCACGCCUCAACCAGUAGCGCCACGGAGGUCCACCGUCGCGGUAGCCGAGGCUCGACUUCGAGCCCGGCACCGGACAAUCCUCGGCGAAGGAGCCUGCGCCCGUCCCAAAGGGGUCUUGACCGCCGCAGAGCAAACUGGCACAAAGAAGGUUGCCCCCGCACGGAUGCUUCUACCCUUUGGCUUGAAGCAUGCCAAGACUGCGUGACCAUCUCCGAAGUCGAUGACUACCAGGGGAGCGUGGAAGCCACCUGGAGCGGGGCCCGCUGGCACAAACCGCGGUGUGGGCAUACCCGAGGAAGGAACGUGGUGCGAUUCGCCCCUUGCCAAGAGUGUGCAAGAGUUGCCGCACCGUCCCAGUCUCGUGGCUCGAUACGAGGCCCAGGGCGCAACAACGAUGCUGAAAGGGACACGAAUCACGCCAUCGCGCAUUGGCUCUUGCUGGCGGUGGCACUGGGUCUGUACCUGGCUGGGGUCUGCUGGCACUGGGGUGAACCUUGCGGGGACCCACAAGAAGGUCAGGAAAAGACCCGUGUGGGGGGUCCUAGGGGCCGCAAGGUCCGAUUCGAACCCUACCACGAGUCCCUCGCGGCUGCCGGAUCUCCCACCAGUCAAGCCACGGGUAAGAAACAGAGUCUCGAGAAGCCGAGGCGGCUGGGUAGCCCUCAGGCUGCUAGGGCGGCGCAAGGGACGACUGGACCCACGCUGGGCCUACGCUUGAAAUGCAAAGAAGAUUAUCACGAGGAAGCCAUUCGUGUCGCUCUUGAUCGCCUCGCCAUCUCCACCCGGCGGACUUAUGAAUCUCAACUUAAGUGGUGGAGGCUUUUUUGCGCUCGUAGAGGAGUCAGUUGGAUUCUCACUGGCCCCUCAAGCAAUAAGACAGAAGAAACACUCCUCAUCGACUUUCUCCUGCACUGUGCCUGCAAUGAAGGGCGCGCACCGGGAACGCUGAAGCUUCGGCUGGCCGCAGUGCGCAGCGUCCACCUUUCGCUCGGCAUGGAAGAUCCCUUGGAAGGCCGAGGAAGAGUUGCCAUGGCACUGGCAGGCCUACGAAGGCGUUACAAGGUUCCUGAAAGGAGGGCGCCAGUGACCCCCAGGAUGCUCAACUAUCUGCAUGAUCGCCUCCGUGGCUCGUCUUCGAGCCCGGAGUCUGUGCUCCUGUGGGCUGGGAUCUGCCUUGGGUUCUUCUUUCUGUUGAGGGCCUCUGAAUUCCUUCCCCUUGGUUACCUUCCUCUCUCGAGACACCUGAAGGGCCACCAGGUACUGCUGUACUCCCAUGGUAACCUGUGCACUAUCAGCAACCUGGCAGAGGCCGAUGAAGUUCGGGUCAAGCUCGUCGGCAGCAAGACCAAUUACAACUUGGAGACAAAUCGCAAUCACUACCGGACUGGAAACCAAGUCUGCCCAGUAGAGUCGGUUGUCCAGCUGUUCCAGAAAUUUCCGGAGAGAUAUCUGGGCGGCUGCGAAGCCACGGAGCCACUCUUUAGAACUCCCUCGGGAGAGGGAAUCCAAAGGGAAGCGAUUCAGAUGCUGCUGAGAGAAGCCGCUUGCCAAUGUGGUGUGGGCGGAACAAUUGGUUCGCACUCAUUACGUUUUGGUGGUGCAAGCGCGCUAUGGACGGCAUUCAAAGACGCAUCUGUUGUGAGAAGGUUUGGACGUUGGGCGAGCGACGCAUUCCAUUCCUAUUUGUGGGAAGACCGGGAAUAUUCCCGGGGAAUGGCAGCAUCUAUGUUGAACACUGACCUAGCACCGACGUGA